Messenger RNA from Catharus ustulatus (Swainson's thrush), 592 nucleotides. RefSeq names its product regulator of hemoglobinization and erythroid cell expansion (gene RHEX). The record is from RefSeq and is a predicted model, not a curated record. Bases 61 to 546 code for a protein of 161 amino acids. NCBI's taxonomy places the organism in Eukaryota, Metazoa, Chordata, Aves, Passeriformes, Turdidae. The transcript has 5 exons.
ACCAGGUCCUGCUGCCUCUGUGAGUGUCCCCCCAGAGCCUGGAGACACCUCAGCAGGAGGAUGAGCUCGUGUCCGUGGUGGAUUCCUGCUGUCACCUCAUUUGUCACCUCGGUGCUCCACGCUCUCCUCUUGCUGGCCUUUUACAUCAUGCUCAGCAGGAAAAUUGGAGGGGACACGGCACAAAAACCUGGGACACAAAAACCUGGGACACAAAAACCUGGGACACAAAAACCUGGGGCACAAAAACCUGGGAGACAGAAUCCAUCAGCAGCCUAUUCAGGGAGCAGUGACACAUCUUCAGACACCUCAGAGGACUCGGACAGCCCUUCCUGCCCUCAGGGCCCUGGCUCAAGGGAAGACAUCCAUUACACAUCCCUGGUGUUCCCAGGGAAAAGCCACGAGCCAGGCUCUGCCCAGGACUACGAGAACGUCAAGACUGGCGUGGAUUACGUCAACGUGGACCCAAAGAGGAAGAAAAUGAAUUUCUGGCCCUUCUCCAGCCCCAGGGCAUCCAAGGGUGUGGAGUACACCGAGGUGAAGCUGUGACACUGAGAUGAAGCUGUGACACUGAUGUGAGGCUGUGACACUGAUG